Helicoverpa armigera (cotton bollworm) is the source of this 1658-nucleotide messenger RNA. It is a transcript of the gene WDR79, whose product is annotated as telomerase Cajal body protein 1 homolog. Bases 115 to 1542 code for a protein of 475 amino acids. Lineage: Eukaryota; Metazoa; Arthropoda; Insecta; Lepidoptera; Noctuidae. Gene Ontology annotation, biological process: Cajal body organization. The transcript is spliced from 5 exons. The record is from RefSeq and is a predicted model, not a curated record. Gene Ontology annotation, cellular component: Cajal body. Gene Ontology annotation, molecular function: RNA binding; protein binding.
UCAAAUAAGGAGCUGUCAAAAGAUAAAAUUUGUUUGUUUUACGGGAAAAUAAAUACGUGCCGGCCGACGGCUAUUUAUAGAUAAUAUGAUAUAAAAUUACCUUUCUCUAUUAAAAUGGGGGAAAUAUCGAUGGAAAUUCAGUCAGUCGAUGCUGGCGAACCCUUAAGCCAUGAUGAAGCGGCCUCCGCUGUCGUAGAAAAUGCUGAAGCCUUAGUGACUGACGAACAGAAUUUUUACCAAUAUCCCAGUUUAUUUACGAGUAAAACUUUGAUAGAACUUUCCAAUUCGUCUUGGUCGCGUUCUGCCAAAGCUAAGAAUGAUGUGCAGCCUUAUUUGCGGGGUUGUAAGUGGUCUCCGGACGGUACGUGUUGCCUGACAGUGGUAAACAAUGACGGUGUGCAUGUGACGGAGUUAUCCCGGGAUCUGUACACAGGCAACGUCGCAGCAAACCGGAUCAUAGAUGUCAUGGACUCUGUAAUCCAUGUUAAAGAAGCUGGCUUGGUUUACGACUUCUGCUGGUUUCCUCUCAUGAACAGUCAAGUACCGGAAAGUUGUUGCUGGCUGACAACCAGACAGAAUGCACCCAUACAGAUGUGGGAUGCCUUUGAUGGUUCACUGCGAUGUUCCUACAGGGGGUUCAAUGCCGUCGACCAAAUGGAACCAGCCAUAUCUGUCACCUUCACUAAAGAUGGCAGCAAAAUUAUAGCAGGAUACAAAAAAUUCUUGCGGACUUUUGAUGUGGAUCGGCCCGGGCGAGACUUUGCAGAACAUAAAAUAGGAAGUCCUGCAGCAUGUUUUGACACUUGUGACAAUCUUCUAGCUGUUGGCUCCUGGAACACAAGUAUUAGUUUGUACAAUGUCAAUGAGAUGGGCACUUACAAGAGUAUUGGGAAAAUGCAUGGCCAUGGGGGUGGAGUAACACAAGUUAAAUUCGCGCCGGACGGUCUUCGCCUAGUUUCAGGCGCGCGAAAAGACCACAGACUUUUAGUAUGGGACAUCAGAUACUACCGCAGACCACUGAACAUAUUGACUCGAGUAGUGGAUACUAAUCAAAGGGUUUACUUCGAUAUCUCGCCUUGUGGGAAGUACUUGGUAACGGGUGGCACGGAUGGCGUACUUAAAGUAUGGGAUGAGGAUCAAGUGCAUUGGAAAUCCAGUUUAGAUACUACUGAUGAUCAAGUAGAUAAUGCUACCUAUAAGUUCCCUCUCCACCAAGAUUGUUGCAACAGCAUUUCAAUACAUCCGCUGCGACCUAUCUUAGCGACUGGUUCAGGACAGUAUCAUAUAGUUGACCCACUGCAUUCUCCUCAAAAGAAGUGUACUAGUGGGGUCAUGAAAGUCGAAAAUGGAGCAGCAAUGAAAAACACUGCAAGCAAUGACGAGUCUGAAAAAUUAAAUAUUGAUACAAAUAAUACUACAAAUGAAAUGGAAGUAGAUGAUAGUGACAAAGAUUCAGAAUCUAAUGUAGACAUGAAAUAUUCAGACGUCAGUGAGAAUAGUUUAGUAUUUUGGUGGAUUGGUGAAGUUUCAGAUUUGACGUAAGCCUUCUAAUGACCUUAAGAGGAAUAAAGAUAUGUUUUUCAUAUCAAUUGUAUCUAGUCUUUAAAUAAUUGUAAGUUUUUAACCUUCUGAUACAUAUUGUACCUACAUUUAAUUUU